Peronospora matthiolae is the source of this 1671-nucleotide messenger RNA. The record is from the annotation of a GenBank genome assembly. NCBI's taxonomy places the organism in Eukaryota, Oomycota, Peronosporomycetes, Peronosporales, Peronosporaceae.
AUGGCAGGAAUCUCUGCGCUGUGGCGGACCAAACCCAUCUGGGUGAUCCACGCCGAGGAGAACUCGCAGGAGAUCCCGCGCACGUUAAACCUCUUCGACUUGUGCUGCAUUGGCAUAGGAGCCACGAUUGGCACUGGCAUUUUUUCCACCGCGGGGUCAAUCAUCAGCAAAACAGCCGGCCCUGCGGCAGUACUGAGCUGGCUAAUCGGUGGCGUGAUUUGCUGCCUCAAUGCUCUGGCGUACAUGGAGUUAUCCACGCGCGUGCCGUCCUCGGGCAGCACGUACGCCUAUGCUUACCACACAAUUGGCGAGCUUCCUGCGGUCGUUGCGGCGUGGUUGCUGACUCUCGAGUACGCAGUAAGUGGUGCGGGUGUAGCGCGUAGCUGGGGCGACAAGGUGGAGGAGUGGCUGCUGCUCGAGUACCCGGACAAGAGCUUCCAUUGGCUGAACCUGCAGUCGGCUAAUCUUAGCGGGGGUCUCAUCCAAUUCCUCAGCAUGGUGGUUCUGCUGAUGGGCGUCCGAUUUGGCAAGGCGUUCGUGAACACUGUGACAGUCAUCAAGGUGUGCGUCGUUGCGUUCAUCAUUGUCGCUGGGACUGCUGCAAUGAACCUGGACAACUUGUCACCAUUCAUUCCUGCGCGUUCUGAGGUCGAUGGUACCAUGGCCUUUGGAAUGCAAGGCAUUAUGACUGGUGCUUCGCAGGCGUUCUUUGGCUACGCUGGUUUCGAAGAGAUUUGCUGCCUUGCCGGCGAGACCAAGAACCCCAAGAAGAUCAUGCCGAUCGCCGUUAUGAUCGUUUCGAUCGGCACAAUGGUGCUAAGUGUGCUCUGCUCUCUCGUGCUGGCCGGUAUGGUGCCCUAUCUUGAAGCAGGAAGCUUCGGUGUUGGAUUUGAAGGCCGUGGCUGGAAAUGGGCUGGAAUCAUCGUGCGUGCUGGUGAGAUCGUGACAAUGCCCGUGGUAGCACUCAUUGGUUUCCUCGCUCAACCUCGCCUGAAUUAUGCGCUUGCGUGCGACGGACUGUUGCCGCGCGUGUUUGCUGAAGUGGAUUCCAAGGGCAAUUUGUUCAAGAACACGCUCAUCACAGGACUUGUCUUCACGGUUAUUGCUGUUAUGGUGCCCUUCAGCACUUUGUGGGAAAUUGUCAACUUCGGCGUCAUCAUGUCGUUUAUCCUCGCCAAUGUAUCGCUGACAUUAGCGCGUAUGAAGCCCCAGUCUCCGAAGCUGUCCUCAAUCCUCGUUGCCGCGCUGGCUGUAACAGCUGGAUGCACAGCCUUUUUGUACCAGGAGGGCUAUCAGAACAACGCAUCCAUCGUGUGUCUGGUACUUGCCAUGAUUUUUCUCGUUGCGACCGUUGGAAUUUCGGUCGUGCUGUUCGUCAAGUGUCCACAAACUGCCAAUGCGCCUGGUUUGUUCGCCGCCCCCCUGGUGCCGUUUAUUCCGACGCUUUGCAUCCUUGCCAACUGGUACAUGAUCGCGCAGAUCAGCCACGUCGCACUAGGUCUCAGUGUGGCUUGGAUGACGAUUGGAGCGCUUUCGUACUUUGGCUACGGCUACUUCUACGCAGAAUCCCGCAGCGACUGGGGCCGGUUGAUGGGCCAGGCCCUGCCUUCUUACAGCGGCAGUAUUUCGGUUAAAUAUUCGGUGCAGGACGUGAAGUUAUCCGCCAUUUGA